UUCCCCUUUCCUUCUUUAGAGUAAACUCAGGUUUUCUAUUAUACUAUAAACCAGUUCAAUAUAUAUGUAUGUAUGGCUGACCAAGCCAAACAUCCAAGUCCCACAUAGAUCCCUUUACAACAAGUACUUCUAGCACGUGUGUGAGCUAUUUUUUCACUAGUUAUGGCCUCUAGUUCCUCCGGCAAACACCCAAUGUAUCGUGGAAUCCGAUGCCGGAGCGGCAAAUGGGUGUCUGAAAUCCGUGAACCGCGUAAAGCUACACGUAUAUGGCUCGGUACGUAUCCGACACCGGAAAUGGCUGCUGCUGCAUAUGAUGUAGCUGCACUAGCCCUAAAAGGUAGUGAAGCUGUUGUGAACUUCCCGGAUUCCGUUGGUUCGUAUCCUAUCCCGGGUUCUACGUCAUCAGCCGAUAUACGAAAAGCGGCGGCGGCGGCGGCGGCGAUGAAAAGAGGUGAAAACAAAAGUAGUGAGAGCAGUAACCUAGUAGCGACAGUUCAAAAUCAUGUGGUCAAAGAUGAAGGGUUCACUACAGGAGAGUAUGUGGAUGAGGAUGUAUUUUUGAACAUGCCUAAUUUGUUGGUGGAUAUGGCGAACGGAUUGCUGGUUUCACCGCCGAGAAUUAGCUUGAUACCUUCCGAUGACGACGAUGACUCGCCGGAUAAUUGUAAUGGAGGAAGCUUAUGGAGCUAUUGAUUUGAUCCAUUUUUCUAAUAAUGCUGCUGUAAGCUGCUACAUAAUUUUGGUCUUUUCAUUUUCAUCAAAUGUGGGCCGGAAACAAGGACAUGUUAGGAUUUUGGAAAAAAGGAAGAAAGAAAAAAAGCGCCCAUUGGUGGUAUUAAGUUGCAGCUUUGAGCAUUAUUAACUUGUCUCCUUAUGAAAUAAUAUAUAUAAUGAAGACAAAUUUGGUAAACAAAAAACAAGCAAAAAAAAAAACACACACUAGUGUUUUGCAGCACGUAAAUUUAUUUUUGGAUUUAAGGUGCCUUUGGUUAGGGUUUCGAUAUUUUGCUUAAGAGUGCUGUUGUAGGUAGGUAUCUAUACACAUGUAUGUAUGUAUGUAUGUAUGAAAUGAUUUAAUCUUCUUCUUUUUA
Gossypium raimondii (Peruvian cotton) is the source of this 1091-nucleotide messenger RNA. RefSeq names its product ethylene-responsive transcription factor ERF027. The record is from RefSeq and is a predicted model, not a curated record. Gene Ontology annotation, biological process: regulation of DNA-templated transcription. The transcript has a single exon. NCBI's taxonomy places the organism in Eukaryota, Viridiplantae, Streptophyta, Magnoliopsida, Malvales, Malvaceae. Gene Ontology annotation, molecular function: DNA binding; DNA-binding transcription factor activity. Bases 163 to 693 code for a protein of 176 amino acids.